AUGGCAAUUUUUAAUAUUAUUUUUGUUUUGAUAUUAUUAGCAAAAAAUACUAUUUCAAUUGAGAAUAGACCAUUAAGUUCUAUGGUAAAUCAUGCAUUCAGUUGUGAUUGUUUUCAUACAAAUAAAGUUUCAACAAAUGGACCUUUAUUAAGAGGACAAAAUUCAAUUAAUAUUGAGGAGAAACCGAUAUACGUUAUACAUGGAGCAAGAAAUCAAUUUAUGAAUCAAUAUAAUAGAGCUAAAAUUGAUGAAUUUCUUGGUAGACAAUCAAGUACAAUUUUUAAUAAUAAUAAUUUUAUGGAUUGGUUAAAUACACAAAAAAAUAUUCAAUUUCCAAAUGGUAUUAAUGGUAAUGGUUAUAAAAAUGAAGAUAUUUUUUUAAGAGAUGAACCAACAAAUGAAAGUACUGAUGUUGAGGAAGAAAGUAUUAAUAUAUCAAAAUCGUUUUCAUUUAAUAAUGGAUUAAUAUCAUCAAAGAUAAAACAAUUUACAGAUAUAGUUAAUUUUUUGGAUAAAUUUGGUUGUAGAUGUGCCGGAAACUUUGGAGCAAUUUUUAAAGCUAAAAAAUAUUUAAGAAUAAGUAUUGCUCAUGUUUAA
Strongyloides ratti is the source of this 597-nucleotide messenger RNA. RefSeq lists its product as hypothetical. Lineage: Eukaryota; Metazoa; Nematoda; Chromadorea; Rhabditida; Strongyloididae. The transcript has 2 exons. Bases 1 to 597 code for a protein of 198 amino acids. The record is from RefSeq and is a predicted model, not a curated record.